CCUCAAUCCUGCUGAGUGGUUUCCGUUCGGUCAUGUGACCAGGCUCGGGCUGUGGACGGGAGCUCAGGGCUGGUUAUCUAGUAACUUGUAUGGAGGAGACUGCACGGACCGCGGGGCGAACAGUGCACCGAGUCACCGUCCACUUCUCCUCCAGGAAUAUUACUUUACAGCAUGUCACAAAGUCCGGAGAAAACCGCUCUCUCAGAGGUCCACAGCGGCGGGAGAAAUAGCGGAACGCGGGGAGGAUGCGGUGUCCCAGGGCAGGAUGCCGAGGAGAAAUUGUUACUGGCUGCUGCAUACGUUUACGAUGCUCAAUACAACAGAAACAUUCCUUUCGAAACAUCUCCUAAAGCAGUAAGACUUUACUAUUUUUACAAUCACUGGGUUAUGCAAUUUGCCACUUAUAUCUGUAUCACAGUUGACUUGGCUUUGGCCAUUUUCGAGGAACCUGCAGUUUACCAGCUCCCAUUUCUGGUUACCUCCAUAGUUGAGGUCCUCUGCUUAUUGGCUUUCUUUGGCAGACUUGUACAUUUUAGUAAAGUUACUCCUCGUAGUGUUUUUUGGAAGGACACGAAGAACAUAUGUGUAAUGGUAACAAUAUUUCUCAACUUAGUAGAUUUGAUUAUCUAUGGAUCUUUGCUUAUUGCUCACAUACCUAGCGUUCGAUGGUCUAGAGUACUACGUACAAUUUACCUGGUUAAUUUCGCCGAAAGUCGUCAGAUCCGCCGAGCAUUCCGUAGCAUCAGAAACACAUUACCUGAAAUUCUCUAUGUCUUCCUUCUUUUUAUGUUCAGUGUCCUCAUUUUUUCACUUAUGGCUCAGAAGCUUUUUGGAAGCAGGAAACUAUUAACAGCUGAAAGAGAACCUUACUUUGAAAACUACCUUGAUGGUGCAUUUAAUCUUUAUGUGUUAGUGACGACUGCCAACAGCCCCGAUAUCAUGAUGCCAGCUUAUGACUACAAUUGGUGGUAUUCCAUCUUCUUCGUAGCCUACAUUAUUCUGAAUACUUAUAUUUUUAUGUCCGUCUUCUUAGCUGUUGUGUACAAUAAUUACAGAAAACAUUUAAAGAAUGAGAUCCGUAAAUUGGCUUAUAUGAAACGGCGCAAGAUGGCAGAAGCAUUUAAUGCCCUGAAGGUACAGGAAGGACCAGAAUUUGUCAUUUCAGAAACCACAUGGCUAAAACUGGUAAAGAUGGUGGCUCCAGACAUCAGUAACUCACACAGAGAACUUCUCUUACGAGUGUCUAAAGAAGAUGGACAAACUUAUGUGGGAAAGGAAGCUUUUAUACGUUUGGCUGACUUGCUGAACAUUCAGGUGAUCACUAUGAAGGCUCGCAUGCAUCCAGUUGAAUGCUGGAUGCCUCACCUGUAUAGAUGCGCAGCGAGUCGCUUUAUCCGCAGGGUCGUCCUUCAUAAAGGUUUUGUAUACGCUUAUGAUGUCGUAAUUCUAGUAAAUGCCAUUUUCAUUGGCCUGGAUGACAAAAACCCAUUAAUAUCCAAUGCUGAGUGGGUGUUCCUCUCCCUCUAUGUCUUAGAGAUUCUUCUCAAACUCUACACCUAUGAUCCCAGAUCGUUCUUUGCAAGGAGCCAGUUUUGGAAUUGGUUUGACACCUUUAUCAUCAUCGCUGCUCUUAUCGCUACAACAUUGAACACUGCGCUGAAAUCAGUGAGUUUAUACAACAGUCAAGACAUUCUAGACAUUGUCUUCAUUCUUCGUGUUCUCCGACUCAUAAGGAUUAUUGACAGCAUUCAAAGGUUUCGGGUCAUCAUGAACACAUUGAUAAACAUCCUUCCAACCAUGUUAACAUUUUGUGGCAUUAUUCUAACUAUAUACUAUGUUUUUGCCAUUAUCGGAAUGGAGGUUUUCCAGAACAAAAUCCGUUUCUUCCCUGAAAAUUCUACCGAACCUUACGCACAGGAGUGUGGAGCGAAAGCUUUGAGAGACUCUGCCUUUGCCAAAAGCAAAUACUGCAAAAAUAACUUCAAUGACUUGGGUUCUGCCUUUAUUGUUCUUGUGGAGCUGACUGUGGUUAACCAGUGGCAUGUUCUCGCUACUGGGUUUGCUCUUGUGACCCAUCCAGCAGCUAAACUGUAUUUUAUUGCUUUCCAUGUGGUGGUUGUUAUCAUGAUCAUCAACAUAUUUGUAGCCUUUAUUUUGGAAGCAUUUUUUGUGGAAUACUCCCUGGAGAAAAGUGAAGUUGAAACCGCCAUUGAAAAGAAGAUCCAGGAGUUAGGAAUGGCAGUACAGGAGGGAGAUAUUUCUACUGGGAACUUAGUGGACAACAUGGACAGUUGUGAAAAUGAUCUUGGAGGGUUUGGCGAGGGCAACCAGAAAGGACUGAUGUUUCAAAUUGCCUCCAAACGCUAUAGAACAGUAGAUGCCUUGUUACAGCGCAUGUUUGAGGCAGAAAUACCUCCUGAAGAUGAAGGCCCACAAAUGGAGGACAUUUUGAAUUUGUCACCCAAUGACCUUUAUAUUGAAAAUCCAACAUUCAACUCGGCAGCCUAGUACCCAGAAGAUAACUGGUCAAACUGGAACAGAGUGAAACAGAAUAGUCUGCACAGAAAAUUCCAGCAAUGCAGCUGAUGGAUGAAUAUACAUAUAUUUAUUUUUAUAGACAAUAGCUCUUUUAGUAUAUCAAACAGAUCCAGUAAUGAAAGGGUUUAUGUCUGGGUUGGGAUAAGGGCAUAUCACCACUUUAGGCACCUCUACACAGUGCACUUCCUUAGGACUCAAUGAAUGGCCAUAUUUGUGAAUAUUUUUUUUUUUUGGUUAUGGGAUCAAGUCUUAUUAUCCUAUAAAUUUAACAUGUUACCGAAGACUGGCAUGUGAA
Hyla sarda is the source of this 2833-nucleotide messenger RNA. RefSeq names its product two pore calcium channel protein 1-like. NCBI's taxonomy places the organism in Eukaryota, Metazoa, Chordata, Amphibia, Anura, Hylidae. Gene Ontology annotation, biological process: transmembrane transport; monoatomic ion transport. The coding region runs from base 172 to 2508 and encodes 778 amino acids. Gene Ontology annotation, cellular component: membrane. The record is from RefSeq and is a predicted model, not a curated record. The transcript has 19 exons. Gene Ontology annotation, molecular function: monoatomic ion channel activity.